Molecule: messenger RNA, 11533 nt
Organism: Xyrichtys novacula (pearly razorfish)
Lineage: Eukaryota; Metazoa; Chordata; Actinopteri; Labriformes; Labridae
Source: the annotation of a GenBank genome assembly
AUGGACAGAGGUGAGUGUAUGUCUUUGUGGUGUGAGGAGGUGGAGGAUGACCACAGCCAGACUGAAACACAGAACCAGCUCCAAGUUGGGGGUUCUUCUCAGCUGCGAGCUGCAUGGGACCCCAGUGUGUCAGGGCACCGAGUGAUCCAAAGGCUGCUCCACAUGGAGGAGAGGUACAUGCCCUCAACCCUCUACAUCACCCUCAUUCAGAGGGACCCAGAGCACAGGGAGGAGCUUGCCAAAUGGGCCCUUGAGGUAUGAAACACACUCUCAGGAUCCACUUUCUCUUUGGCUGGUUUAUACCUUCCUGAGAGCGGUAACACUGAAGUCUCACUAACCCUUUUUCCUCUUUUCAGGUGUGCUGUGAUUGUGGCUGUGAUGAAGCCGUCUUCCCUCUGGCUGUCUCCCUCUUGGACAGAUUCCUGUCUAACUCUCUCUCUCUACCCAUCUCACCGUACUGCCUGGCUGCUGGCUGCAUCCUCAUUGCCUCCAAACUUACAGAGUGUGACAACGUGACGGCCGACACGCUCUGUGCUGCAGCUGAAUACAGCUUCCAACCUUCAAACCUGCGGGUGAGUCAGACACACAAUAUGCACAAGUCUGAGUUAAAACCAUGACUGUUUAAUCCCUGGAGCUAAGUUUCUGCUGUACUUGUCUGGACACUUCUAUCAUCUGACUUUUAAGCUCACUUAUAGGGUCCAGUCUGAGCCCACAAACCCAAUUUAACCCUUGAUUUGCACACAUUUUUAUGACCUUUUUUAUCCUCCUAUACACAUACUUCCACUGAAAUAGACAAAAAUGGUGCCUUGAGGAUCAUAAUGCUUGGAGAUUUUGCACCUUUUGCUGAUUGUGAUACGUUUUCACAUCCACAAACCUGAUGGCAACUAACUUAAAACUAUACCUCACUGCCUAAAAUUUUUCUCUAAUAAGUAAAUUUACACAUUUUCUGGUUUGUUUUGACUUUUUAAUCAAGAUUUUGCUCUAAAAAUGUGAUCAGUUAUUAAAGGCAGGACUCAACCAUCAUCACUUGCUACUUUUUAAAGUUUGUAUUAAGUUCUGGUGUCAUCUGGAAACAGGCUUUGUUUUUGAACUCUAUGUGAUUAAUGACAAACAAACGAGAUAAGCAGGGGUGAAUGAGUGUGUGUCAGGGUUAUGUGAUCACAUUGAGGUGCAGCACACCUUUUCUCUUCUUUUAAACCUUCAGUGGAUAGGACAGCUGAAGACAUUUAAUAAACUGGGAAUGUGGUACAAUCACUAUGUGGAAGUUAGUCAACUAUCAAAAAGAGUUGCUGUUAUUAUCUGUUGUCAUAUUUCAUUUUUAAUUGCUUGACAAGAUUACAGGAUUUUUUUGUCAAACAAAAACAUUUCUAGAAGGGAAAUAAGCAGUACCGUUCUGUCCACAGGGGGCGCCAACAAGUUUAACUCCAUAUUCCAGCACUAACUCUGUACUCAUUAAAUACCAAUGCCUUCAUUCAAUUCUACACUGAGAAAAAAAAACAAAUUACAUUUUGUCUUGGACCAAAAAAAGUUGAGUCUUGCCAGCAUAACUCUGACUGGCUUUCUCUUCUCUAGGAAAUGGAGAGGGUCAUCCUCGCCACUCUCCGCUGGGACACAGCAGCAGUGACUCCUCAGGACUUCUUCCCACAUUUUCUCGCCUCUGUCAUGGAGGACACAGGAGACAGAAACAACAGUGAGUCGGGGAGGGAGCUGCUCUCCACCCUGCGACGGCACAGUGACACGCUGGCCGCCAUGUGUGCCUGCGACUCCCGCUUCCUGGGAGCUCCUCCAUCACUUGUUGCUGCUGCAUCACUGAACUGCGCCCUGAGAGGACUGGGGAGUAAGAGCCCCACUCAACUGGCUUUGAUGGGAGAAGCACUGGCCGAGCUCUGUCAGACUGAUCUGGUGAGUGAAUAGAGCUUAAACAUUUUAAACCCUGUUGAUUUUAUUGAAUUUGAAUUGAUAAUGAAGAGGUCCAGAAUUCAGGGAUGCUCAGACUUAAGCAAACCAACUUUUUCCGAGAGGAAUCUGUCAUACUGCACAUGAAUAAAAUAAAAUAAAAUAAAAUAAAGGCUUGAAGCUUAAACUAUGUGUCUUGUAUCCCAGGCCGUGCUGCAGUGCUACAGUGAGAUGAUCGAGUACGCUCUCCGACAGCGGCUGAGAAGUGGGCUUCAGCAGGGUCCCACGGAAAAAGGUCAAGAGGUGGAGACAGAAAGGCCCGGCACACCCACUGACAUGAGAGACAUUGAUUUCUAAACUCUCCAUCGACCACGGCAAAGAGAGUGUGAAUCAAUCCAACAGCUCUCAAGUCCAUCAGUCAAACUGAUAUAAAUUCAUUAUGACCUCAAAAAUGCUCUGACGUUUUCUUAUAUUUUUGAAAUUGUAUCAACUUAUUUAUCUUUUUAUUUAUUUAUAAGCAAGUUUUUUAACUGUGUUUUUCAUGUGCCAUAUUUUAUUAUCUAUUUCAAUGAAUUUUAUUCAAUGCUUUCAUGUUUUUAAUGCAUUAUAUUUAUUCUUUAUAUUUAUUAUCACGUGCAAUUGUUGACUAAUUCAUGCUAAUUUAUUUCAGCUUGCCAUAACUUUAUGUUUUUGUACCGAUUUAUAUACGACAAGUCUAUUUUUCACAGCAAUUAAACGUUAAAAACGUUUGUAUUCUUUUUGUAUUCUUUAUUGUGGGACAAUGCUGCCUUCUUAUGCGGUAGUAACUUUGGGUACUCCAAACCAAAGCUUUGAAAUAACUUUGGUCGCUCAUACCAACUAAUUGACAUAAGUAAAUAUUUAUGAUUUCUACAUAGUGACCUGCCGAAUUUGAUAUAUUGUAGGUUUGUACUUAUUUCACCAACAAAACAACAUUUCGGUUAUAACCCCAGACUAUUACUGGGCGUAGCAAAGGAAAAAAUGAAAAGGUAGAUAUCCGACAGUCUGUGAACGCAUCACGGUAGACAGCGGCUGCAUUCUUGUGACGUCAAUCUUAUCCGACGCAAAUACAGAUCGUGCUCGGAGCAGUGGAUCUGAUAUCAGAAAUAAACUUGCGGUAAGAGCCAGGAUUUUUAAAGUUCCGGAUUCAUUUCGAGUUACAUUUGAUGGUGUCAAACAUCAGAAUUUCUGUGAUGAAAAUAUUUUUUUGUGAAUCUGCAUGUUUAUAAGAGGGACAGCAUAGCAAGAUCUGUGCUAACACCUAAAAAGAGCUUAGGCAAAGGGGCAUAACAAGACAAGACCCCGCUUUUAAAUCGUAAAUUGUCUCAGUGUAAGAGUCAUGAUGGGAGUUUUAUUUUAAACAAGGCAGAGAGAUUUAUUUGUAAGGUCUGUCUUAUUUCACUAUUUCACAGCUUAUUACACACUAAGAAAGGUCAACAUCUGCGUCGAGUGCUCCCCGGAUCUGCAUCCGCAUGUCUUUUGUGAGGUAGUUAGGUCACCAGCUUAAUAAAUCAAACAGAAUAUAUGUCCCACUGCAAACAGUGUUAGUUAUUCCAGGAUUUUCACUCGUGUCAUCUUGAACUAGUCUCUUCGUUGGAUUUGUGUGCCUAUGUGUCGGAUCAGAAUUAUCACUACACCAAACUUCACUUUUAAAAUUUUAUUUCGGUCUUCACAAAUUAAGACAAUAAAUAAAUAAAAGUAUAAAACAACAAAACAAACAAGUUUUGAUGGUAUCUUAGUGUCUUGGUAAAUUCGGCGCAUAGUAUAAACACUUGUCACCCACUAAUUGUAGUAAUCAUGUUAGUAUCGCCUCAUUUAUGUAAAGCGAAAGUAGCUCUGUUCUCUGUGUCAUGUAUGAUAUGAGCCGAGUUAGUAAUUAAGAAGCAUCGUCUGGGCAGAGACAGCAGGCUGUGAACAGAAACCUCAGAUGUAUUAUGUAAACCCAAAACAACUUAAAACAGUUUGGUCUGGAAAAAUUACCACUGAGUUGCAUCACCCUCUUCUAUUAAUCAGAAUACUUUAUUUAUCCACCAGGGCCAUUACAGCAUUGCUCUUGAAAUACAACUAUUGGAAGGACAAUAGAAAGAGGAAUAAAUAACAUUAAAUAAGAAAGUGUGAUGGUUAGUAGAAAGUGAAGAAUAUCAGAAAUAAAGCUAUUUACAUAGAGAAAUGUGAUAUGUACAAGCAUAAAGAGUGGCAACAAAACCAGUUUUUAAUGUAAGAUAUUGCACAGAGUAUUAUACAGUUUAAUAAAGUAUUGCAUAAUUAAACAAUAUUUCACAGUUUAGCUUAAUAAACAAUGUUAUUAUCAGUAUUGCACUCUUAAAUUAUUGAAGUUUUGACUGGCUUACAAACAGAUUGCACCGUUGAAAGUAAUUAUGAAGUGGAGAAGCUUACAGCUACUACAAUAGUAAUACUUAGUCAAGAGACAGUCACAGAGUGUGAUACUCAGAGAGAGGAGAUAGAAAGUUUGACGGCCACAGGUAAGAAUGACUUUCUGUGACACUCUGCUGUUCAUUUAGGGGAAAUAGAACAUAAAUUUUUCUCCCCCCUGCUUGCGAUGUUGACAUGUAGUUAUUGUAAGACUAGUUUGUGCUCAAGUCCUCUUUUUUCUGUGAAGCUUCGUUUUCAAAAGUUAUUAGGGGGUUCAUGUUUUCUAUGAUUGACACCUGGUACAGCCUAUGGAUGUUCAGGGAUUGCAUAGCUUUCCCGGGGGAUUCGCUGUUUGAACCGAGUGUCAUCACAGCGACUCUCUGCGACUGUGCGGCCGAAUGCGCGCAUCGCUACUGCGCAGCGCUGGUUUCAGGAAAUGAAGAAAAAUCCCGGAAAUACUGAGAGCUUUUUGGCUUCAAAUCCGUAUACAGGCGGUAGGCGGAACCAAGUUGUCCAUAGUAUAUACAGUCUAUGGUUCAGCUUUACAAUUGGCGGCUCACGUAAAAAAAAAGAGAGAAGCGGAGAGGCAGCGCUCCAGAGCGCAAGCGAUUUCACUGCGCGUGCUGUGUGAACAGUCACAUAGGUUAACACGGGCACCGAUCCGAAACUCAGUGCUUCUGCUUCCGUGCGUGGCGCUUCCUGUGUGAACCAGGCGUCAGAUGUGUAAACUAGCCAUGGGCACUUGUGCAGUCCUAUAGCAGUGGGGAAGUUAGCUUUUGAACUGUGAACUGAUAAUAAGCAGUAGGGGUGGGAAUCACUAGUGGCCCCACAUUACGAUAUUAUCACGAUACAAUAUUAUUGCGAUUUUCAACAUUUUGCAAAACAGUGAGUAUUGCGAUACAAUAUAUUGCGAUUUAUACUAUUUUUUUCAACUGUUUGGCUAAUUUAGCAUUUGGCUUACCUUUAUGUUUGUCUUAUUUACGCUGUAUUUUAUUUUCAUGUUGCAUAAUUUGCAAACCUUUUAAAAAUAUAUUUGUUGCGCUAACUUUCUCCUGCUCUAUGAUGUCACCUCUACCAACCUCACUGGACAAACAGUUAAUUUUAUUUUUCCAUUUAAACUUGACUUCAUAUUAGUAAUUAAUUUGAAAAAUUGAUACUUGGUAAAUGAGACAAUAUGAUAAAUCACCAGACAAAAUAGUGCCUCCUCUAGCAAGAGCAAAGGAUACAGCUCCCAUGAUUUCCCAGAGGACUGUCAAAUUUGGAUUCAUCAGCGUAACAGAGAGUUAUCCACUCAGCUUUUGUCCAUCUAGGCCCAGAGAAGUUCUAAGUAUUUCUGGAUCAUGUUUCCAUGUGGUUUCCUCCCUACAUAGUACAGUUUUACCCUGCAUUCACAGAUGCAACAAGAAAUUGUGCUCACAAUGGUUUUUUUGAAGUGAUUCUUAGCCCAUGCAGGGAUUUCCACUGCAGAGUCGUGUCUGUAAUUCAGCUGCCUGGUUAUGGUCAUCUAGUAUCAGGCCUUACACCUUUUCUACAUCCUCCAGAUUCUCUGAAUGAUUCAACCCACUGGUGCUGAGUAAAUCUUCAAACCUUUGCAAUUUCAUGCUGAAAGAUAUAAGUUGGGCAUUGCCAAAGUGUUUUUUCACGCAGCCCCUUUCAGAGUGGUGAAUCUUCUUUCAUCUUCAUUUCUGAGGGACGUUAUUCCACUGUCCUUUUUAUAUCCAGUCACAUGACUAACCUAUUGAUUAACAUAAUCAACUGGGAGAUGUUCCUUUAGGUGGUUUUAGCAUUACACCGCUUUUUCUGUGUUUUGUUGUUCCUGUCCGAACUGUUUAAAAACAUGUCGGUGGCAUCACUGAGCAUGCAGUUUUUCAUUCAGCAAUAACAUGUUCCGUUUUAACAUCUUCUAUUUUGUAUUUGCACCAUUUUCUAUGAAAUGAAUUGUUCAUAUGAUUCACAAACCGUCAAGUUCAAGAGAACAAAUAUUUGUGGACUAUGAUGAUACCAAAGGAGCAACACUGGUAUGACUAUAAGAGAGGGCUGAGAUUCUGCCUAACACCCUCAUAUUGGCCAGCUUUUAUUCAUGCUCAUUUCAUUUGCUGCAGUGUUUUUCAAUCAGAGUUUUUCAUGCAGUGCUCUGUGAUAUAAUAUUCAUUGUCUCUCACAGGAGGAUGAACUUAAAACCUGGCUGGCUGCUGCUUCUAUCCAUCUGUGCCGGGGUUUGGUCGGUGCCUAUAGAUCGCAAUGUAGGCCAAGAGGAAGCUAAAGAGGAGGUGCAGGAGGACAAUGGGGUAAUGUAGUCUCAGUUGACUUGGUCAUCAUCUGUUAGUGCAUGCAUAAAAACUCAUCUAAAGCCUAAAAGCCACAGGAUGCGUGUUUUCCGUGUUCUUUCAGCAUUGCAUCAUGAUAUCAUGAUGCUCACUACAGUCCUAUCCUAAUCAACAAUCUUUCUUUCCCCUCACCCCUGCAGGACACCGGCCUAUACUACGACAGGUAUCUCAGAGAGGUGAUAGAGGUUCUGGAGACCGACCCUCACUUCAGAGAGAAACUGCAAACAGCAAACACAGAGGACAUUAAGGUAAACUUUCAUCUCCUCCCCUCACACUCAAAGGUCAUUGGUUUACCUCUUUGACCACUCUUUUACCUGCUGUUGUCUUGUGCUCCCUGUUAGAACGGUCGCCUGAGUAAAGAGCUGGACCUGGUCAGUCACCAUGUCCGGACUCGCCUGGAUGAGCUGAAACGUCAGGAGGUUUCUCGUCUGAGGAUGCUGCUCAAGGCCAAACUAGACAGCACCAAUGUUCAGAGUGAGUGAGCGUGGGAGUUUUUGCCUAUGUGGUAGAUCACAUUCAAGAUCCUGGGUGGAUCUUCAAUGUGGAUCCUUUUGUCAUAUUGUGCAGUCCUCAUGUUUAUGCUUAUGUCUUCUGCUUGUAACUCUUGUGCUUGAAGUUUGUUUAUUUAUAAUAUGUCUCUUAAAGCAGAUUAGAUUUGUUUACAGACAUGUAAUAAAAGUAUAUGCUUCAUUUCAGUAUUUAAAGCUGUUACUCAUAGCUUUAACUUUAACUUUAGUCAUAGCUGCACAGAAGCAUUAAAGGUAUAUUCUGGUGUAAAUUUAAGUCAUGGUCUAACACACCGUAACACCGAGUUAGACCCCCCUCCAGAGAUGAAUGUUGCCGACUGCUUGCUUCUCCAGUUAUACCAACUUCAGUAAUGACCACACGGUAGCAAUACACAGCAGUCUAUGGAGCCACGUGCUCACCUCAACCAAAAAGCCACUCUAUAGUCACAAAUAAUACUCAGAACAACACCUGACUUCAUCAACAGUACAUAUAGGGUCCCAGCCAUAGAACUAGCCACCAAACAUCUUUUUAGCUUUACCUGGUUUCUUUAGCAAAGGGACUAAACACAACUCACCCACUCUGCUCUGGCAGCCACUUGUUUUUAGGGGAGCCCUGACGAGUCGAUCACCAAGUCCAGCGGAAAAUGUAUGAUUAUUACUGAAUGGAAAUGCAAUCAGAGCGAGACGCAAAGGCAGAAGAUCUACCGUAUCUGCAGUGGACACACAAGAUAGACAAGAGCUCUGAUUGCAUUUCCAUGAAGUAAUAAUCAGAAAUGUUCUUCCUUGAGCUGCGAAACUCCACUGCACUUGGUGAUCGACUCGUCAGGGCUCACCCACAAACUAGAGGCUGCUGGAAGAGAGUGGGUGAGUUGUGUUUGGUCUCUUUGCUAAAAAAAACAGGCAAAGCUAAAAAGAUGUUUUGUGGCUAGUACUAUGGCUGGGACCCUAUAUGUACUGUUGAUGAAGUUAGGUGCUGUUCGGAGCAUUAUUUGUGGCUAUAGAGUGGCUUUUUGGUUGAGGUUUGCACGUGGAGACGUAGACUGCUGUAUAUUGCUAUCGUGCGGUCGUUGCUGAAGUUGAUAUAACUAGAGAACCAAGCAGUCGGCAACAUUCAUCUCUCAAGGCAGUGUCUAACUCGGUGUUUGACCAUAACUUCAACAUACGCGGGAAUAUCCUUUUAAGCACAAAAGAUGAUAGAUGACAAACCUUUGACAUUUCAUGCCUGUUCUUUCAGCCCUGCAGAUGGACCACGCCUCUCUGCUGAAGCAGUUUGAACACCUGGAUCACCAUAACCAAAACUUUGAGGCCAAAGACCUGGAGCUGCUUAUUUCAACUGUGAGUUUCUUCAGAGAUCGAUUUUAAAAAACAGACUCAAAGGCUGAAAAAUAACCCUCUCUAGCUGGUGAUGUGUUUAUAAGUUCUGAUAAGAUUUCAAACCAUAAACAUGAUCAGACUUAAGCAGGCUACAAAGCCACUAACCAAAACAUUUGACACAUAUCCAAACCCAAGAUGACAGUAUUGUUUUCAUCUUUGUUCAGGCCACCAAAGACCUGGAGAACUAUGAUGCUGAGAGGCAUGAAGAGUUCAAACGUUACGAGAUGCUGAAGGAGCACGAGAGACGGGAGUACCUGAAAGGUCUGGACCAGGAGAAAAGGGAGAAGGAGGAGAAGAGAAUGCAGGAGCUCAAGGACAAACACCGGCAGCAUCCAAAAGUCAAUGCCCCGGUAUGCACAAAUGUUACAUCUAAAUCACUGAGUUAGUCUCAUUGUGUGAAUCUUCCAUUAACACUUCUUCUCCAUCACACGCUCAGGGAAGUGUUGCUCAGCUGAGGGAGGUUUGGGAGGAGACAGAUGGACUGGAUCCUCAGGAGUUCAACCCCAAAACAUUUUUUAAACUGCACGGUAAGUGACUACUCUUUAUCUAUAGCCUGCCUCUCUAUAUCUGUUCACCAGGGUCUGAGUUUGUUAAUAAGACAGUGUACUGGUUUCUUUUUGGAGCUGGUUGUAGCUAAUGUGACCAAAGUGAAGCCUCUUAGUGAUUUACUGCAUAGUGAAACUGGGACCCUUCAGAAAUAGAUGAACGGGAGCCUUUCAGAACAGUCUAAUGGACCAGGACAUGCCUGUUUUUUGCAGAUAUUGCGAGGGCCAGUUUGAUUUAAUUUUGAUGUGAACAUGAAGUCACAGAGUUGCUGAAACAAAGCAGCAGACAAAGAAGAUAGUCCUAGCUGGGAGUUGUUUCCUAACUCACCAUCAGCUACUGGAGUUCCCAAAAAAGUUAUCCAUCACCCCAGAGACACAAGUCACCUGACAGUGGAUGGAUUCUGGGAUUACAUGUCAAGGGGUUAAAGCACAAAUUGAUUUCCUGUUUUUUUUUUUUAGAUACAAAUGAAGAUGGAGUUUUAGACGAGCAGGAGUUGGAGGCUCUCUUCACCAAAGAGGUUUGAUUUUCUGCAGCACCUCAUAGCUUUUUAAAUUCUGCUUCAGAUCUGAUUUUUACUUGUUUGCUAUGCUGUGACAGAAGGUCUAAUCUGGAUGAUCAUCAGUUUGAGAUUACAGCUGUUUUGUCCGUUUGUGGACACUAUUUUGAAAAAAGUUGCAGCUAACAUCUUUUUUUUUUCUCCAUCCAGCUGGAGAAGGUCUACGACCCAAAGAACGAGGAAGAUGAUAUGAUGGAAAUGGAGGAGGAGAGACUGAGGAUGAGGGAACAUGUUAUGAAGAAUGUGAGUUCUUAUUAUCAGUCAGUUUUCUUAUUCGCCACACAACACUCUUCAGACUUUAGUCUUACUCUGCUUUCUGCUGAAUCUUCUUGUGUUUCCGUGUCAAAAGGUGGAUACAAAUAAAGAUCGUCUCGUCAGCCUGGAAGAGUUCCUCAAAUCCACAGAGAAAAAGGAGUUCAAUAAUCCUAAAGAGUGGGAGGUAAAAAAAACAAAUGUGGAGCUAAGGUUGGGGAGACUGGGCAAGGGACUGGAGGGAUGUGGUGGUUCAAGGGCAGAGCAAGCUGGGAAAAUAUGGGUAGUGAAAUUUAAGUGGAAGAAGCCUCCUAUCUCCCACUCUUUAAACAAGUGAACACUCUCACUACAAGUGAUGUGGAUACUUGACGAUGGACUUAAAUUUAAAGUACCCAAAACCAUUGGUCCCAGGAACCACUUUUUAAGGAGCCUUGGCUCUUAUGGAAACAUUUUUCCAUAUAUGUGGACACUUUCUGGUACAUUCCUUUAGACAGUCACUGAGGGUGUAGUACCAGCCAUUCAUGUUGUUACAUACCUAUUAUUCUGUUCAAUUCAACUUACUUCUUGUUCAGUUCACAUCCAUGCUAGCCAGAGAAUCACAGAUGACAGUGCCCAGUAGAAUAGUAAAUGUCUGUUUGGUAACUGUGUUGUACUUUGUGGUGGCUCUGUCUCUGUUUUCUUCAGUUUGGUUGAUGUCUCUUUGAAUUAGCUUUGUGUUUUAACAUCCCUCACUAGUUUCUGUGCUACUUUCCUCCUGUCUUCUCUUUUGGUGACUGGUCAGCCAGUAACCACGAUGGGGAGUUUUUGUUUUUCCAAAUAACUGAAUAAAGUAUAAAUGAAUUCUGUUGUUGAGCAUUUCUAUCAGAGAUGUUCUUUUCACACUGUCAACCGGAAGAGGUGAAAUCAUGGAUGUGUCAGAUUUCUUCUUCAGAUCAUUUGAUAUGAUGUUUAUGAUCCAGUUACCCUUGCUAUGGGGUUUUGACCACUCAGAAUUAAGUAUGUGGCAUGGAUGGGUGACCAGUGAGAAAGUCUGGUAAAAAUAUGACUGUAAAUUAGUUGUAUUGAAAAAACUCCCUCUUUCUCUAGACUUUAGAUACCAAGCCUGUGUACACAGAAGAGGAGCUCCAGCGGUUUGAGGUGGAGCUCAGGGACAAAGAGGAGGAGCUAAAGAGGAGAGAGGAGACUCUGCGUCAGGAGCAAGAGCUGCUAAAAGAGAGAGGAAAAGCCCUGGAGGCCCAGAGGCGGGAGUACCAGCAGGUAAGUGUCCCACUGCGUUAGAUACCUGCAUGAGUUCAACCAUGUAGGGGUGAAUUGUACAUACUAAAAUGCCUGUAAUUACACAGACGAUAACUCAGCUGUAAACUUUGAUAUUUCAGGCCGUUUUAGAGAUGUCACAGAGACAGAAGGAGCAGCAGGCAGCAGAUGGGCAGCCUCCUGCAGGUCCUAAUGGAGAACUGAAGUUCCAACCAGAGACAAAUAAAGAGGAGGUUAAAGGUAAACCUCCCAGAGAUGUAAUACAUAUGUGUGCUAUUGUUAGUUUUGGUUUGUUUUAGUUGUCUUUAUGAAAUGAAUCUUUCUCUCCUUCUUUAGAUCUCACAGGGGAAAAAGUCCCAGCUGCACCUGAAGCAGAAGUCCAUAAUAAUCUGCCUGCAGAGCCUCCACAGAAUCUGCCUUUACACACUUAA